Messenger RNA from Exophiala oligosperma, 3221 nucleotides. RefSeq lists its product as uncharacterized. Bases 53 to 3028 code for a protein of 991 amino acids. The transcript is spliced from 2 exons. The record is from RefSeq and is a predicted model, not a curated record. NCBI's taxonomy places the organism in Eukaryota, Fungi, Ascomycota, Eurotiomycetes, Chaetothyriales, Herpotrichiellaceae.
CGCGUCGCAAACGGCCAUUGUGCCUGCGCUCUCACUAGCCAUCGCUGUCACCAUGGUGAAAUUGCGCGUGGCUGUCAGAGUCAUCUCUGAGGACCAAUACUUGAACCAUGCAGAUCGUCCGGCGCAUUUACCGAUCGCAGGCGAGAAGCGCUUGCUUGUCGUAGUCCGAGAACCAGAGCGAUGGCAGAUUGGAACACUGGCCCUUGAAGUACAGCGAGCUUAUAAAAGCUGUUACCAGCACGACUUACCCACCAUCAAAUACCUUAGGGAAAACGAAGACGAUUACGAUCUAGACCCACAACUCUACGUUUCGGACUUACUUGUUGAUGAAGGGAAAGCUGCUAGAGAUGGCGCUGACCAAAGAGCCACAAUCAAGGUGAUACUCGAACAAGGCCGGGCGGUAAGAGAAGGAUCGGUUGCGAUAGGCAGCCAGUUGGACCAUCCUCAAUACCAAAGACAAUUCCAAAAGCCUUCCCGACCGCCUGUGCCAACAUUUCCGGGAGUCACUUCGUCCCUUGGCAAACACUCUCUGCCGGCCGAUCACAGCAUUGCGAAGGCCAAUGGAGCAAAGAGACCAAGGCAGGUCGAAGUCCGGGGUUCUCUCAGAGAGGAGAGUUUGGUGUCAUCGAUUGAGCGAGAUGAAUCACCGCAGCUGGUACAAGCUACACAGAAUCAGGAGAUGUUGGCAGAUCCGAAGCACGAGUCACCAGAGCUGUUCAGACAUAUGCAGAAUAUUCCAGCUGCGACUCUUGACGAACUAGAGGAGCUACCGGAACAGCCAUGCGACUUCGCUCCGCAUAGUGAACGAAGAGGAGAUUCCAGCGUUGGAGGAGUUGGUGGCGUACUCCAGGAAAUAAUGACAGAGAUCUCGCCAGGUGCGACAACCAGACAAACACAGAUACAGUCUCAAGCGCCGAUCACACCCCCAACUGACGUACCCUCGAGACGAUCGAGCUCUUCAAGAAUACAACCGGCGACAGUAACACCUGAUCAACGAUCUACUUCGGCCAGCAAAUUCAAGAGAAGAAAUAUCUACGACUUUCCAGCAUCGGAGAUUGAUGAUUCUCAAAUGUCACCACGGUCGAGACAGGCCCAGCUUGGACAGACGAGGACGAGUGACCGCUUAUCACAUAUCGAGCGGUUAGGGACCCCAAAUGAUAAUUAUGAUGACCUUGAACGUCGCUUGAGUACACAAGAAGCGCUUGAUGUUCUCGACAUAGAGUCUGUGCUUGGAGACACCGGCAUGCCAGCUCGUAAUGCUCUCGGAAUUGGACACGAUGAAGGGGAUCCUCUCAGGCCUGAAGGUGCAGAAUAUGCCAUCUAUGAGGACGAAGCGAUCAGUGCGGACCCUGCCGUUCCUGAUCCCUCUGCUACAGAUUACCCGGACGCCGAUAAAGAAAACAGGGCCUCAGGCCUCGUGCAUGCACAUCCAGAGCGGGAGGUCAGUACACCCCAAGACAGGGCAAAUGAGCAUCCAGAAUCAGCUAUAAAGGUGAACAGCACAUCGAAAAUCGACACGGCCGAUAUGGCCAACGAGAUGGGCAAUGAGGCCGGCCAAUCUCACCAGAAGAAAACGAAGCAGACGGCUAGAAGAGCCAAGUCAAAGAACUCUAGAGUCAGUAGCCAUGAUGCUGUAGGAGAUAUUAAAACGGGAAAAGCUGUGCGGCCGGCCACCAAAGUCGCUACAAAACUACCUACCAAGACCAAAAAACCAAAAGCUCGGAAGAGGGAGCGCAGUGGAACACCGAGCCUUGACAGUCCUUCAGAGCAACUUGUGCAAUCUCUCAAAGAGUCGGAACAGAGUUCAGAGCCAACAACCUUGGCCACUGUGAAACCGAAAGCAGCCGCUCGCCAAACGACCAGUUCAGCAACGAAAAAGACAAAUCCUCCCGUUGGCAAACACCCGCAAGCUAAAGUCGAAAGUAGGACUAUGGGAGAUCAUCUUAAUGGGGACAAUCAUGCUGCGGAGCCCACUGCAGUAGUCGGAAACGUCGAAGUCAACGCCACACAACUCCAAGAACCUGCAAAGCCAUUGCUCCACUGGGGCUCAGGCUCGACCACCUCUAAAGAGCAAGCGGCGAAUGUCUCGGAUCACUCAAAGUCGCUGUCAGGUACCAAUGGAACUUUCGAGCCGAAGAAGAAGAGUCCAUCCGUGCCUUACGGGCUGACUGAAGAGGAAAUCAGGAUCAUGAAAAGCCGCGAAGGUAUGACGGAAGAAGAACGUGCAUCACGUAAAUCAGCUGCCAGCCAGAAGGAGAGACCUCAUCAAGUGCAAAAAGAGACGCCUGGGAAAUCGUCCAACACCAGUGCAAAGUCGGCAACACCGCAUCGCGAAACAUCCGUAUUGAACUUUUCGGGGGCGAAACAAUCGGAGACGUCGAUUGCGCCAAAGACGCCGUCAGUCAAGAACUCUUCGGUCAAAUCAUCUGUGACGGGUAAAAAUCCCACUGCUUCCGAGCAGCGAUCAGUCGGCUCGGCACCAAGUACAGCAUCCAAGCCUGUCCAGUCUACCAGGAAGGGCUCAGUGGUCUCAAAGACGCCAGCUGCCCGCGCAAAAGCCAACGUCCGGACCCAGGUGACUCCCAAGCCGAACCCGCCUCUGACUUCCGUCCGUGCCUCGGCACCGACCAUCAACUCGGCCAGGAGCCUUACCGACCUACGUGCUGCGCUUCGCAAGGCCGAUCAAGCGGUCCAUUCCACUGCGACGUCGACCUCGCUCUCACGUGCCUCAUCGAGGCCCGGGCUCGGCAAGUCAGCGCUUCCUUCGUCCGACUCUGAUGAGUCUGGCUCCGAAUCGGAUGGCGAAAGUGACAGUGAGGGCGACGGCGACGACGGGAAGACGGCCUCACAGAAGCCGAAGGCCUCGACCUCGCAGGGCGGCAUGCAGAGGUCGACACAGGCCGGCGGGAGUUCUUCGCAGAAAGGGAUCGGUCGGCCUGAUCCGAGCAUUCGCGACAAGAGCGCAGAUUCUGACGACGAUGGGGCGAGCAGCGACGACGACGACGACGGCGACGACCACCUUCUGUAGGACAGACAUCGACGGCUUCCUCCCACGUCGGAAUUCCCCGGCGCCACGAUCAGCCGUCCACGGCGAGGACGCGCGGUUCCCACGCGCCAGCACCUGAUCAGUCACAUCGACGCUCAUCGCGACCCCCCGGGCAGGUCGCACCGGUGUGCGACGUGUAAACGGGCUUUCAAGAGGCACGCCGACAUGGUACAAC